ACAGAGCGAGAGAGAGAGAGAAAGCGAGAGAGACAAAGGGGGAGGGAGGCAAUUCAAACCGGAAUAAUUAGAGAGUGGGUCACUACUGGAAGAUAACGUCCGUCGGUACAUACGACAAACGACAGCCGAUAAAACGUAACCGUUGCAGAAGAGGACGGGAAGAGGCUGGACCGGCGCCGCCGCCGACGUUCAGCGCCGGCACAUCUGAGCAGUUUCCUCCGGCUCUGAGCAUCCGACACCGCCUGGACCGUGAACCGCUGCCCAGUCAGGAGCGGGAGGAGAAGGAAACGAUGACGGCGACGAUUUGAAGGGGGAUUUGACUUCAUUUAAUAUUUGUUUUGUUUGUCAAGUCGCCGCGACGAGUGCGGAGGGGGCUCGGAACGGGUCUUCCAGAAAACCACCAUGAUCCUCUGCUCCUCCAUCUCCCUCCUGGUCGCCAUGGCCGUCGUCCUCCCUGCUUCCCAGGGAUGCCCAGACGGCUGUCGCUGCUACAGCCUCACCGUGGAGUGUGGCUCUCUCGGAAUCAAAGAAAUCCCACAAGGUGUCCCGUCCGCCACAGAGACUUUCUUCCUCCAGGACAACACCAUUGUCCAGAUCCGUCUUCAGGACCUGACCGGACUGGGCAGCCUCCAUUACCUGUACCUGCAGAACAAUAGCGUGUCUGCCCUGGAGCCUGGGGCGUUUCUUAACCAGGAGCAGCUGUUGGAGCUGGCGCUCAACGGGAACCUCAUCCACCUGGUAACCGCUGAUAUGUUUCGGGGGCUGGAACACCUUCGGAUCCUCUACCUCGCCAGCAACCAGAUUACCCGGAUACAGGACCACACCUUCAGGGGCCUGCAGCGCCUGCAGGAACUGUACCUGCAAGACAACAGCAUAGAGCUGCUGGCAGAGCAGGCCCUGUCUGGCUUGUCAUCUCUGGCACUGCUGGACCUCAGCAGAAAUCACCUCCGCACUCUAGGAGCAGCGUCUCUCAAACCACUUAUCAGCCUGCAAGUGCUACGUGUCACAGAGAACCCAUGGCGCUGUGACUGUGCACUGGGCUGGCUGAGGACCUGGAUCAGUAAAGACGGCCAGCGUUUGUUGAGCUCUGCCGAGCAGCGACGGCUCAUGUGCUCUGAGCCGCCCCGCCUUUCCCACCUCAGCCUGGUGGAGGUGGCUGCCAACAGCCUGGUCUGCAUCCCCCCUGUGGUGCAGCUGGAGCCGAGCCACCUGACGGUGCGGCUUGGGGAGAGCCUCAGAGUGUCCUGCCAGGCCUCGGGAUACCCCCAGCCACAGGUGACGUGGAAGAAGGCCUCCUACGGAAAGGCCCAGCUGUCACCCCGAGGCCUGGUCCAGGAGCUGGGACCCAACGGGGAACUGUUUAGGCCUGGUGCUGGGGGCGUGGUCACAGCCCUGCCCAGCAGUGCAGGGCUCAAGGUGGGAGGUGCUGGUGGGAUCCAUGGACUCGUACGUGGCACUGAGGAGGGAGGUGAGAGGGACAGCUUCGACCCAGACAUGGGCAGCGGAAUGCUGUUCCUCAGCAACGUCACGGUAGCGCACGCUGGUCGAUACGAGUGCGAGGCCUGGAACCCGGGGGGCGUGGCCAGGGUGACCUUUCACCUGGCCGUCAACAUGUCCUCCUCUUCAUAUUCAUCUCAGUUUUGGCCUCGUUUGAACACACACUCCUUUGUCUCCUCUUCAUCCAGCUCGUUCUACCGGCCAGAGGUUCUGGAUGUGAGCCAGGAACCUCUGUACGAGCAGGACAGCAUGGAUUUCAGCGCUCUGGGUCCUGCCACACAAACCGCCAUUGCCAUUGGGAUCUCCUUGCUAGCCCUCACCGCUAUUCUCCUCCUGAUCAUGAUCUAUACUCGCCAUCAGCAGUACCGGAAAGAGGAAGGAGGCUCCUACUGCACCGGCAAGGAAGAAAGCAUUCUCUAUGUCAAUGACUACUCGGAUGGACCCACCAUCUUCGCACAGUUGGAGGAGUAUCGUGAUGACCAUGGCCAUGAGAUGUACGUCCUCAACCGAGCCAAGCCCGUCUUGGGCUCCACAUCGUCCAGGAUUCCCAUGAUGGGUGGGUUUGACCAACAGAAGGGCAUGAAGGAGGCACUCCUAGACCAUGAGAUGGUGCAGACACUGACCAGAUCAGGGGGAAUGGGGCUUUGCAGAAAUCCAGGAGACGGCGGAGAAGGUCCUCUAACAACAGACCCAGAGGAGCUUUUCCUCAGUCAGAGCCUCCUUUUCGGAUCACAGGUUGCCUAUGAGAUCCACUGCUAAAGUCCUUUAAAAAGUUGAUGGACUAAUGGACAUAUAAAGAACUCGCCUCACUCAGUCAUAAAGAUGAAGCUUUUCAAGAAAAAGUCCAGUUGAUGAACAAUUAGCAAUUCAAUAGAUUUCUGUCUCCAAAGCAGCCCUUUAAACACAAGUGUAAGUCUGUAAAGUCACCAAGCGUUCUAGUGUCACCAGAGGCUGAAGCUGUGCAGCACAGUGGCAUCUAACAAUGGGGACUCAUAAACUGUGAUUCAUGUUUUGGAUCUUAUCUUUAGUUUUUCAUUUCUUUGCUGUUUAGUCUGUGGUUUGUGUGAAUAUAACGGAGGUAAUUUUCACUGUGAAGUAGCUGUUUUGUGGACUCAGUAGAAUUAAACCUCAGCCAAUCGUCCUCCUGAGCCUGCAUUCCAUUAGCCGUAUGUGUGAGUGGGUGUGGGUGGGCGGGUUUGUUUAGAGAGACUCAUUUUCCAUGCAGCAGAAAAGCCUUUUACAUCGCACAUGUUCCACGUCUUGAUGUAAACUGCAACAUUUCUGCAAUUCAGUAUUUGGUGGAACUGAUUUAAUUAACAUCAGCCUGUUGCAACCAUUGUAAUGUGAAUUUUGUAAAGUCUGCCCUCAGUUUCUACAUAAUAAAGUGUAUUUUAAAGUGA
Messenger RNA from Betta splendens (Siamese fighting fish), 2897 nucleotides. It is a transcript of the gene lrrc24, whose product is annotated as leucine rich repeat containing 24. Lineage: Eukaryota; Metazoa; Chordata; Actinopteri; Anabantiformes; Osphronemidae. The record is from RefSeq and is a predicted model, not a curated record. Gene Ontology annotation, molecular function: protein binding. The transcript has 5 exons. The coding region runs from base 403 to 2256 and encodes 617 amino acids.